This is a messenger RNA of Trichoderma citrinoviride, 1431 nucleotides long. RefSeq lists its product as hypothetical. The record is from RefSeq and is a predicted model, not a curated record. Bases 65 to 1348 code for a protein of 427 amino acids. The transcript is spliced from 6 exons. Gene Ontology annotation, cellular component: nucleus. NCBI's taxonomy places the organism in Eukaryota, Fungi, Ascomycota, Sordariomycetes, Hypocreales, Hypocreaceae. Gene Ontology annotation, molecular function: metal ion binding.
CCGAAUCUAUUUAUUGCACUGCAUCACGUACUCUCAUCGCGACGAAACAGAGUCGUUUUUCGAAAUGACGGACGAAGAGAAGGAGCUUUUGGCGCGCAUCGGCCAACUCGCUGGCCAAAUCAACCGACACAAGAACCAGCAGGCCGGCUACCAAACAGUCCCAUCACCACACCACCCAAGCCGCCAUCGAGGAAAUGUCUACCGUCAAGCAAGCGCGCCUUAUCCCAGCAGGGGGUUCAGCAGCCGGCCAGCUGCCGCUCACCGUCACAGGACUCUGCACCUCAACGCCUCGGCAUCCGCCUCCGGGUCCGCGUCGAGUUCGGCGGCGCCCAGUCCUGGUCCCACGGGCUCCGGCUGGGUAUCCAAGAACGAUCGCCACCGCCAGCUCAUCAACGCCAGCAUAUACGAAAAGGACAGCCAGAACCGGGCCAAGGCCAUAGAAGAGACUCGGCAGCGGAAACUCAAGGAGCAGCGCCUUCGGGAGAAGAAGCGGUUUGGCGAAUAUCUCCGCCAUCAAGCCGGCGCUGCUGGAUUUCCGAGCACGAGCACGAGCGCUAACUCGACAGGGACGAACGAGAUAUCGGUCAACGGUAUUCGUUUCCGCGUUUUGGAGGGAGGAAAGAAGCUGGUCAAAGCGCCUGACGAUCCAGCCUCUCCUGCCAUGACGCCCAAGUCGACAGUCAUUGCCGGGGUCAAGUUCCAUCGUACCAAGACUGGAAACCUUGUGGCGCAGAGGAUAGUCAAAGACCAACGUCGAUCUGGCGCGGUUAAGAAGCUCGAUCAGCGGUGCAAGAUAUUCUCAACGACCGGAUCCUGCCCGAAAGGCCCUGCCUGCCGCUACAUACACGAUCCCAACAAGGUGGCCCUCUGCAAAGACUUCAUGAAAGACGGCAAGUGUCCCAACGGCGAGGCAUGCGACCUCUCCCAUGAGCUUACCCCAGAACGUGUCCCGAACUGCCUGCAUUUUGCCAAGGGGCAAUGCUCCCGGCCUGACUGUCCCUUUACCCACUCCAAAGCGCCUCCAACCGCCCCCGUGUGCGAGGCAUUUGGGUUCUGCGGUUACUGUGACAAGGGUGCGGACUGCACCAAUCGCCACGUCUUUGAAUGCCCUGACUUUAGCAACACCGGAACCUGUAAGAACAGACGCUGCAAGCUACUCCAUCGCGAGAGGGCAAGCGUCCUCCGAAACCAGGCCAAACAGCGCGACGAGGCCGAAGGCGAGGAUGUGUCUAGCGAAGAUGAAUCAGUGGAUUCAGACGACGUCGAUUCGGACGAGGUGGCUGAGUUCCUCGAGGCCGACUCUGACGACUCCGACUUUGAGAAUCCCAAGGAUUUCCUUCCUCUCUAGUCGAGUCAAAGAGUGUGAUCAGCAGACUCGGCAGCCACUGCGUGUAGCUGACGGAGCCGACAUGUUUUCGGCUUGCAGUCCCA